AUGUACACAUCGAGGAAGAAAAUCCACAAGGAUAAGGAUGCUGAGCCAACUGAGUUUGAAGAGACAGUUGGACAGGCAUUGUUUGAUUUGGAAAACACCAAUCAGGAGCUUAAAAGUGAUCUGAAGGAUCUAUACAUUAACUCGGCAAUCCAAAUUGAUGUUUCUGGGAACCGCAAGGCUGUUGUUAUUCACGUCCCAUACAGAUUAAGGAAAGGUUUUCGCAAGAUUCAUGUUAGGCUUGUCAGGGAGCUCGAGAAGAAAUUUAGUGGGAAGGAUGUUGUUUUGGUUGCCACCCGAAGGAUAUUGAGGCCACCAAAGAAGGGUUCUGCUGUUCAACGCCCCCGCAGCCGAACUCUCACUGCUGUCCAUGAAGCAAUACUUGAGGAUGUUGUAUUACCUGCUGAAAUUGUUGGGAAGCGUGUGAGAUAUAGAAUUGAUGGAUCUAAGAUUAUGAAGGUUUUCUUGGACCCAAAGGAGAGAAACAACACUGAGUACAAGUUGGAGACAUUUGCUGCAGUGUACAGGAAGCUUUCCGGCAAAGAUGUUGUGUUUGAGUAUCCUGUCGCAGAGGCUUAG
Messenger RNA from Sphenostylis stenocarpa, 576 nucleotides. NCBI's taxonomy places the organism in Eukaryota, Viridiplantae, Streptophyta, Magnoliopsida, Fabales, Fabaceae. The record is from the annotation of a GenBank genome assembly.